Messenger RNA from Suhomyces tanzawaensis NRRL Y-17324, 1186 nucleotides. RefSeq lists its product as uncharacterized. Bases 300 to 959 code for a protein of 219 amino acids. The transcript is spliced from 2 exons. The record is from RefSeq and is a predicted model, not a curated record. Lineage: Eukaryota; Fungi; Ascomycota; Pichiomycetes; Serinales; Debaryomycetaceae.
CAGACACAUCCGUUCGUAAGCUCGCCGCCAGGAAGAAUGUGGAACGAGCAGGCUGGUGAAGGGGGCCAGCGCUUCCUGCACAGUUACAUAUUUUUUACUCAACUGGGGAAUCCCGCAGGUGGGCCGCCGCUAACGUACCUGAACCCUGGCCUGGCCUCGCAACCAGUGGAGGUAAACAAACUAUUCUUAGAAGAUUUUGCAAUUUUGCUCCCGACAGACUCCAUGAAAAAACUAUAAAAGGAUGGCCCCGCUCCACCAUUCGUCUCUUCUCAUCAACACAUUUCCACUCGCUAAUCACAAUGAAGUUCUCCUCCGCCGUUUUAUUGACCGCUUCUGCUGGUUCCGCUAUGUCUGCUGCUUUGUACAGUAACGGUACUUCCACCCACACUGACAUCCAGACCACUGUUGUCACCAUCACUUCUUGUUCCGACAACAAGUGUUCUGAGAUCCCUCAAACCACUGGUCUUACCACUGUUACUGAAAACGAAACCGUUUACACCACCUACUGCCCACUUCCAUCUACCCAAGCUCCAGCUCCAGCUCCUUCCAAGGACCACGAGCACGAGCACGGUACCAAGACUGAAACCGACAUCAAGCACACCGUGAUCACCAUCACUUCUUGUGCUGACAACAAGUGUACUGAAGUCCCACAAACCACUGGUGUCACCACUGUCACUGAAAACAACACUGUCUACACCACCUACUGCCCACUUCCAUCUACUGAAGCUCCAGCUCCAGGCCCAGCUCCAACCAAGGAAGCUCCAGCUCCAGCUCCAUCCAAGGAAGCCCCAGCUCCAGCUCCAGCUCCAUCCAAGGAAGCUCCAGCUCCAGCCCCAGCUCCAUCCAAGGAAGCUCCAGCUCCAGCUCCAUCUAAGGAAGCCCCAGCUCCAGCUCCAGCUCCUAUGUAUGUUCGUUUUGUUCAUAUUGUUUUUCGGGUUAGUAAUAAACUUACUAGGUAAUCAUUUGUCUGUAGUUGCAAUUGUCUGAAACCGCGCUGGUGGCUGCAAUGUUCGCUCCUUCGCGCGCGCUGCACCCAACGCUAAUUGUUCCUGUAAGGAGGUAUUUUUUCGCUACCAGUGCUAAGCCUAGACUCACGCGCGUAAGCCACGCGAGAAUGUGCCGCGAAUUGCAACCAGAGGGGUGCAAACAGGUUGCCCUGGGUCAAUGCACGCCACGGACACCACUC